Messenger RNA from Fulvia fulva, 870 nucleotides. Its product is annotated as Short-chain dehydrogenase/reductase prx6. Bases 1 to 870 code for a protein of 289 amino acids. The record is from RefSeq and is a predicted model, not a curated record. The transcript has a single exon. Lineage: Eukaryota; Fungi; Ascomycota; Dothideomycetes; Mycosphaerellales; Mycosphaerellaceae. Gene Ontology annotation, cellular component: cytoplasm. Gene Ontology annotation, molecular function: oxidoreductase activity, acting on the CH-OH group of donors, NAD or NADP as acceptor.
AUGGCUCCACCCGUCGCCCUCAUCACAGGCGCCAGCAGCGGCAUUGGUCUAGCCUUGACAAAACACCUCCUAGCCCGGGACUGGAACGUCGUAACAGCAGACCUCCACGCGCCACCAGAAACCCUCGGCGAGGACACCCUCUUCAUCCAGACCGACAUUUCCUCCUGGUCUUCCAACGUCAAUCUCUUUCACCGCGCAUACAACUGGCACUCCCGCCUCGACUUCGUCGCCCUCAAUGCCGGAAUCGACGACCGCGAUGAUAUCUUCAACUCCAUAUCUUCCACACAAUCACCAAAGCAACCCAACAUGGCCACCUUCCGAACAAACCUCCUUGGAACAUACUACGGCAUCAAACUCGCAGCGCAUUACCUCUCCCUUUUCUCUCCGCUCUCCUCUGGGAAAUCGAAACCAGGUGGAAGAAUCGUCAUCACAGCAUCUGCAGCAGGAAUCUACCCUCUGCCCAACGUUCCCCAAUACACAGCAACGAAACAUGCCCUCAUCGGUCUCGCUCGCGCAAUGGCUCCUGCCGCGAGAGAAGUCAACAUCACCAUCAACGCCGUCUGUCCCGCCUUGGUGAAGACCAACCUCGCGCCGCCCGGGAUGCUGGAGUCCUUUGCCGAGGAAGAGUUUACACCAAUGAGUACGAUCAUCAGGUGUUUCUCGGAAUUGGCAGAUCUGGAGAAGGUUAACGACGAACGAUGGGUGGAGGGCGGUAAGAAUGGAGAAGUUGUGGAAGGGAACAUGGAGGAUAUGAUGUAUCAUUAUGCGCCCGCGAGGCCCGAGAGCAGCUCCUAUGUUGAUGAGGAAGGGCAAAAGGCUUGGGCGCGGGCGUAUUUAGAGAGGAAUAAGGCCUUUGCGGCGAAGCUGUGA